AUGACCUCAUCCCCCCCAUCAUCCUCAUCUGCAUCCCCUCCACAACCCUACCUUUCCCUCUCCGCCCAAAAGAAAACUACACAACACUCCCUCAUACCCCAAGAAUGGCGACUUCCCACCGAAAAAUACCAAAACCUGUCCAACGUGAUGGAAGUCCCGCUUAGCUGCGGACUCUUAAACGAGACCGAAUAUCAGAUUACUUCUGACUACGACGCCACUGCGCUUCUUGAAUUGCUGAAGAAUGGAGUCUUCACUGCGGAGCAAGUAACCAUUGCGUUUUGCAAAAGAGCGGCUAUUGCUCAUCAAUUAACAAACUGUCUGACCGAAAUAUUUUUCUCCGCAGCAAUCGAAAGAGCCAAGAUCCUCGAUCUCAAAUACGCCUCCUCGAAAUCAAACGGGAAACCUCUUCCUCCGCUAUUCGGCCUACCAAUUUCCCUGAAAGAUAGUUUUGACGUCGCCGGAUACGAUACUUCGACUGGGUUGGGUUGUUAUGUAAAUGCUCCCGCCUUGGAAGAUAGCGCACUAGCUGCUAUGCUUCUCGAUUUAGGUGCAAUUCUAUACUGCAAAACCAAUCUUCCCCAAUCAAUCAUGACAGGAGAUAGUCACAACAACAUCUUCGGACGAACGUUGAAUCCACGCAAUAAAUCACUAACAGCGGGUGGAAGUACUGGGGGUGAAGGUGCGCUUCUUGCUCUUCGAGGUAGCAUUUUGGGUAUUGGAACGGAUAUUGGUGGAAGUAUUCGUGUUCCAACGGUAUGUAAUGGUAUCUAUGGGUUUCGACCCAGUGUAGGAUUGAUUCCUCAUGGUGGUGUAAGAGAUCUUACUCCGCCUGGAACAGAUGGUGUUAAGUCGACUGUCGGACCAAUGGCGACUUCGCUCCGGGAUUGCGAAUUACUCCUCAAGUCAAUACUUCAAGCAGACACCUGGGAGUAUGACAGUACUGCAAUUUCGAUUCCAUGGCUAGAUGUCAAGCCAGCACACAAACUCCGAGUUGGUGUUGCUCAAAAUGAUGGAGUCUUUACUCCAUCACCCCCAGUUCGACGGGGUUUCAAGCAGGUGGUUGAGUCCCUCGGUGAAAACAACGAAUUUGAGAUAAUUGCUAUUAAUCUACCCGACGUCACAUCGAUCUACCAAGACUUCAUCAGCUAUAUGACACUAUCAGGAAGCGAUUUCGAGCGAACAGGAGAGCCAGCAAUCCCAUCACUAGCAAAAACCGGCCUUCUAUCAGCGCCAGGCACGACUUUGCAAGGCUUCUUCGAAUUGAAUGACCGACGAGUACAAAUCGCGAAAACAUAUCUUAAACUUUUUCGCGAUAACGAUCUAGACGUAAUUCUCAUGCCACCUGCAGCGCAUACUGCAGUUCCCUUGGACUGUUGGUCGAGAGUGGCUUAUACAUGCUUGUGGAAUUAUCUUGACUAUCCAGCCAUUGUGGUUCCGGUAGAUCAAGUGCAAGAUACAGACUUGGCUGAUGAUUUGAGUAACGCAAAGUUCGGCCCAGACGAUGAACAGAUUUAUAAAUUGUUAAAACCCAAGCUGACAUAUACUCCCAAAGAUACCGGUCCUGAACAGUACAAGGACGCACCCGUUUGUGUGCAACUUGUAGGGUAUAGACACAAGGAUGAAGCUUUGCUGAAGGCGGCAGCUGUGUUGGACUCGAUCAUAAAAAAGGCGUAG
This is a messenger RNA of Botrytis sinoallii, 1674 nucleotides long. RefSeq lists its product as uncharacterized. The transcript has 4 exons. NCBI's taxonomy places the organism in Eukaryota, Fungi, Ascomycota, Leotiomycetes, Helotiales, Sclerotiniaceae. The record is from RefSeq and is a predicted model, not a curated record. Bases 1 to 1674 code for a protein of 557 amino acids.